Trematomus bernacchii (emerald rockcod) is the source of this 1277-nucleotide messenger RNA. It is a transcript of the gene mrpl13, whose product is annotated as mitochondrial ribosomal protein L13. The transcript has 7 exons. Lineage: Eukaryota; Metazoa; Chordata; Actinopteri; Perciformes; Nototheniidae. Gene Ontology annotation, cellular component: mitochondrial large ribosomal subunit; ribosome. Gene Ontology annotation, biological process: negative regulation of translation; translation. Gene Ontology annotation, molecular function: structural constituent of ribosome; mRNA binding. The record is from RefSeq and is a predicted model, not a curated record. The coding region runs from base 90 to 629 and encodes 179 amino acids.
UGCUGUUUCAACCGAGAUAAAUUAGUUGACGCACCCCCGUUCACGCUGAGGGUCAAAUGUUUUGAGGAUAUGCUGCACGUUUAAUCGAAAUGUCAAGUUUUUCGAGAUCUGCCCAGCAAUGGGCCACCUUUGCUCGUUCCUGGUUCCUGAUCGAUGCCAGGAUGCAGCCUCCUGGGAAGAUAGCGACCAUGUGUGCUAUCAGAUUACAGGGAAAACACAAGCCUAUCUACCAUGCAAUGAGUGACUGUGGUGACCAUAUUGUAGUAAUGAACAGCAAACAAAUAGCUUUCUCUGGGAACAAAUGGGAGCAGAAAGUCUACUCAUCACAUACAGGAUAUCCGGGUGGAUUCAAACAGCUCACAGCCGCCCAGAUGCACCACAAAGACCCAAAAGCUAUUAUGAAGUUAUCGGUUUACGGCAUGCUGCCAAAGAAUCUGCACCGUCGCACCAUGAUGCAGAGGCUACACAUCUUUCCUGACGACGAGCUGCCAGACGACAUCCUGGCCAACCUGACGGAGGAGCUGCCGCAGCCCAGAGAGAUCCCCAAGCAGCUCAACGAGUUCACGCAGGAGGAGAUCGACGCCUUCCCCCGGCUGUGGACCCCACCUGAAAACUACAAGAUGAAAUGAGAUCCAGGGUGCCCGACGUGACCAAGGCUGAGGAGACUUCAGUUUCACAUUAACUCAACCCUGAAAGCAAAAGCAUUCUCGAUUACAUUUCUCGUUAUGAUACUUAAAAUCAAAGGCAUUUUUAAUAGGAUUUGCUCCGAGAUGUUAUCUGUUCUAAAACACAAAACUGCUUUUUUCUGUUUGGAUUAAAUGUGGGGAAGUCCAGGAAACAGUACUGGCAAUAAGACUUGACUUCAACAUCACUCAAGUCUUAACCACGAUGCCAGAGACUCUGUGCUCCUCGAUACACAACAAUACCCCCCACUGUCAGUCGUAUUCCCUCCACAGCCGACCUGAAUCAUCAGGAAACUUCCCCGUGCAGCUCAGCUUUGAUCAGAGAAAAUAAGAUUCUGUGGGGUUUGCUCUGAUUACGCAACCAUGAACUGAUCAGAUCUGGCUAAAAAAAGAUGACAUCUGUUGUCCCGCCUUUUGGAGCUUUGUGGGUUCACCGGGAAACCAAUUAAUAUGUUAAUUAACAUCAUUCAGGCCAUCAGUGUGGUUUCAGGUGAAUAUCUUUACUGUAGUCAGAAAAUCCAGAGUCCCCUUGUCUUGUCAGUGUGUUGUGAAAGUUAGUGAGUUGAAAAAUAAUGUAAUAAACAAUUGAAUCAA